AUGAGCAGCGACAGUUCUGAGUACUUGGAUCUCACCGCUGAGGUGAAUUCGCAAGCCAUCACAGGAAUACUCUGUGAUUCCCUGCACACUCCCGUUUCAAAGAUAUGCCGCCUGACUCGUAGACUGUGCGUGGAUCUCCUUUUGGACCCAGCAGUCCACGGUCAUGAAAGUGGGCUGCACAUCUGCCUGCAGGCGUCUGAUGCGCUAGCAGAUUACUUGCUCGCUGAGAUCUGCGCCGUGCAGAACGUAAGGCUGGACCCACUUGUGAGGGAAAGGUCUCUACAGCCUCAUAAGAUUCCUUUGCAAUUCGCAGCAAUUUCGUGCAUCAAUGACACGGAACUAAGCUUUGUGAUUGGCAGUGCGAUGUUCCUUUACAGAUACGGCGAAGAUGGACCCCUUAUUGACCAUUUCUUCCAGGGAUUGGGAAGAGCUGCAUACAUGGCUAACAUGUGCGAUGCAAACGGUGUCACGGGGCAGCAAUCCACUGCCUGUGUUCUCUGCACACACGUCGUUCUUCUUCCGGCUUAG
Messenger RNA from Giardia duodenalis, 528 nucleotides. RefSeq lists its product as uncharacterized. The coding region runs from base 1 to 528 and encodes 175 amino acids. The record is from RefSeq and is a predicted model, not a curated record. The transcript has a single exon. NCBI's taxonomy places the organism in Eukaryota, Fornicata, Diplomonadida, Hexamitidae.